Molecule: messenger RNA, 3436 nt
Organism: Haliaeetus leucocephalus (bald eagle)
Lineage: Eukaryota; Metazoa; Chordata; Aves; Accipitriformes; Accipitridae
Gene: SH3RF3
Product: SH3 domain containing ring finger 3
Exons: 16
Coding region: 1-2964 (987 amino acids)
Molecular function (GO): protein binding
Source: RefSeq, a predicted model, not a curated record
AUGGGGGACAGCGGAGGGCUCGCUGCGAUCCCGCUGCCCCGUUCCCAUCGGAGGGGACGGGGGACCCCGAGGGGAAGGCGCCUGCCGGCCACCUCCCUCCCGUCACUUCAGAUGGAUGGGGUCUCUUUGCAAGUCCUCCUGCGACCCGCCUGCGGGCUAUCUCCUCGCUGGUUUGCGUACGUAGAACGCUCUGGCGGUGACCGUGAUGUUAAUGGAUGUAAAGAGGUCGUUGGCUCGCAAGUGCUCGCCGGCGCGGCAUUUUCGGAUGCGGGCAGUGCCCCGGUGCCGGUCACCACAACCUCACACCGGGACGAUUGGUACCAGAGGCAGCAGAAAUGGCCUCGCUCUCCCCGAGCUGUUUUCCUGGAAAAAUCUCCUUUCCGCCCACGUCCACCCCGACAGUUUUUCACUGGGUCUCGUGGCUCUUUGCCAUGGUUCCUUCUGGUUCAUCAGGAAAAUGCAGAGAGUCAGCCAGUUUGCGUAACAAUGAUUUUGGCAGUGAAUCCAAUAUUUGUAGAUCUGCGGCUGACUAAGAAGGGAUCCAUCCACGCUCGUGAUUUCAAGUCGCUCUCGGCUGAUUCGAAUGGGUGCUUUCGACGCCAAGAUCCGGGUGCAGUCCUGCUGAUGGAUGCUCCAUCACGCAACCCCCGUCCUCGCCGGCACAGCUGCUGCCAUUUCUGCGGAGCUGUUACGGAUGGCAGGGUACCAUAUGCUGAAGCGUCGCCCAGCCUGCUCACGGGGAGCUCCCUACUAGUUGGAAGAUGUAGUGCAAUCUAUGCCUUACCUAAGGAGUUUGAUGGUGCUUCCAAAAUGCUGGCCUUUAACUGGGUACCUUCAUUCAGAUACGGCAAAAUCCGAGAGAAUAGAGAGAAAAAAGAGAAACUGCAAAUUGGACACCCCAUUGACAACCCGUGUACAGAGCAGGGAACAGCCUACUCGAUAAUACAGCGAUAUACCUUUUCUCCCCCAGUAAGGAGCGUUUCGCAGCUUCCCUAUGGCAAAGCCCUCUACACGUAUGAGGGGAAAGAGCCCGGUGACCUCAAGUUUAACAAGGGAGACAUCAUCAUACUGCGGCGGAAGGUGGAUGAGAACUGGUACCACGGGGAGCUCAAUGGGAACCACGGCUUCUUCCCCGCCAGCUACAUCCAGUGUAUCAAGCCCCUUCCACAAGCUCCGCCUCAGGGCAAAGCACUUUACGACUUUGAAAUGAAGGAUAAAGAUCAAGACAAGGAUUGCCUGACCUUCACCAAGGAUGAAAUUUUGACGGUCAUCAGGAGGGUAGAUGACAACUGGGCAGAAGGAAUGCUGGGUGACAAGAUUGGCAUUUUCCCUAUCCUCUACGUUGAGCUGAAUGAAUCCGCCAAGCAGCUCAUCGAGAUGGACAAGACGUGCUCGGCUGCCGCCUCCGGCUGCGACAUGCCGCUGCCCGCGGAGACGGCGGCGGCGGCGGCGGGUCUGGCACCGUGCUCCACGUUGGCCGGUGCUGGGGCGGCCGGGGCAGCCCAGCGGCAGGCGGAGGGCAAGAAGAACGCCAAAAAACGCCAUUCCUUCACUGCCCUCAGCAUGACGCACAAGUCCUCCCAGGCCGCCAGCAACCGGCACUCCAUGGAGAUCAGCGCACCCGUCCUCAUCAGCUCCAGUGACCCGCGGGCGGCCGCCAGGAUCGGGGACCUGACCCACCUCUCCUCCAGCGCCCCGGCCCAGGAUUCCUCUUCAAUUGGAACAGCCACAGUGGCUGGUCCCAGGACAAGUGCAAUAAUUGGAGAUCAGGGAACACCACCGAAGGUCCAGCUCCCCCUCAAUAUCUACCUAGCCCUGUAUGCCUACAAGCCUCAGAAGAACGACGAGCUGGAGCUCCGCAAAGGUGAGAUGUACCGAGUCAUUGAGAAGUGCCAGGACGGCUGGUUCAAGGGGACGUCUCUGAGGAGUGGGAUGUCUGGCGUCUUCCCAGGCAACUACGUGACGCCUGUUUCAAGGGUGCCGGUGGGAGCCGGGCAGCCCAGGAACAGCGGAGCCGGGGGAGCUCCGACAACGAAAGGAGCCCCAGGAGCCAUCCACCCCAUCGGGGCCGGUCACACCAACGCCACCACAGCUGUCAGACCUGUUGUCCCUAUCACUGUGCCUCAGACGCAUCCCCAGCUCCAGGCAGCCUCUCCGCAGCUCAAUAACUGCUUGAGGUAUUCAGCUCAGCAGCCAGCCAGCCAGACCCGCAACGCCAUGCAGAUGGCUCACCCCGCAGUGCCGGCCCCGGAGCGGCCCACCGCCACGGUGUCGCCCCUGCGGACGCCCAGCUCGCCCUCCCGCUUGCCGGCGGCCACCAUCCGGCCUCACCCCGCCGUCUCCCCUCAGCACGGCCACCAGCCGCCCACCCCGGGGAGCCGGCCCCUCAUCCCCCUCACCUCCGCCGCCGCCGCCAUCACCCCACCCAACGUCAGCGCGGCCCACCUCAACGGUGAGAAGGAGAAGAAGAGCGGGCUGCUGAAACUUCUAGCAGGAGCAUCAACAAAAAAGAAGUCGCGCUCCCCACCGUCCGUGUCCCCCACACACGACCCCCAGGCAGCCAUCGAAGGAGUCCUGCAAGGGGCGGUGGGACCCGAGCUCUCCUCACUCUCCAGCCACGGCAGGGCCGGCUCAUGCCCUAUCGAGAGUGAAAUGCAGGGAGCCAUGGGGCUGGAGCCUCUGCACAGGAAAACGGGCUCCUUGGAUUUGAAUUUUUCCAUCCCUUCUCCUGCCAGGCAGCCCCUCUCUUCCAUGGCAGCUAUUCGGCCAGAGCCCAAGCCUUUGCCCCGGGAAAGGUACCGUGUUGUGGUCCCGUACCCGCCGCAGAGCGAGGCCGAGAUCGAACUGAAGGAAGGUGACAUUGUGUUUGUGCACAAGAAACGGGAGGACGGCUGGUACAAAGGGACGUUGCAGAGGAACGGCAGGACGGGCCUCUUCCCCGGGAGCUUUGUCGAGAGCUUCUGAGGACGGCUCGCCGCUCUCUCAACUGGAGAAGCUUUCAGGGGAAACUGCAUAGCACAAGAAGAGACAGCAAAGAGAAACUGGACUGAUAACCACUGCCAUUUUUAUUUCCAAAGACUCCCCCCAGGCCCUUCAGACUACAGCUCUGGAGACGCGGUGCCCCGCUGUGCUCCCGAGACCGCGUGCAGUGCAUGCAGUGGUAUGUUGAAGUAGUGCCUUCCACCUGGAAUCACAGACUGAAAGGACGCCCAUCUGGACUGUACGUAACCUAAACUCCGGCUGUUAACCCUUUGUGUAAAUUAUAGAGAAGAUAUCUUUAAAAAAAAAAAAAUUAAGAGGAAAGUUGUUAUAUUGCUGUAACUUAUUUGUCAGAGCUGCAGUGUUCUUAUUACUGGCCUAUGCAAGAUGGAUUUGAGAGUUCAAGGAGGUGUGCUAGGAAGCUCUUAAACUGGGAUUUUGUUUCUCCCGAGGGAAA